AUGUCCAACGUAUCUCUUAAAGAGCAGCGUUAUGGAAAAAACAAUGUUCGUUUGUUCAAAGUCGUUAGGACAGGAAAAUGGCAUGAAGUAGUCGAACUCACGGUUUGUGUCCUUUUGGAAGGUGACUUCGUUACUUCAUAUACCGAAGCUGACAAUUCCAAGGUUGUUGCCACGGAUUCGAUGAAAAAUACAAUUUACAUCCUUGCCAAACAAUCUCCUCAUGUUCAGAAUAUUGAAAUAUUCGCCACGGAAAUUGGUCACCACUUUGUAUCAACCUAUUCCCACGUAUCUAAAGCCAAUGUCUCGAUCACCAAACAUAAGUGGACCAGAAUGUUAAUCGAUGGAAAAUUGCAUGAUCAUUCUUUUUACAGGGAUGGAGAGGAUACACGCAGCACCAAAGUUGUCGUUGCUAAGACCAACUCCAAGGACGUGUCAGUUCAGAUCGAAUCAGGAUUGAAAAAUUUAUUAGUGUUGAAGACGACCGGUUCAGCAUUUUACGGAUUUUUGCGUGAUAAAUUUACGACACUUCCCGAAACGAAUGAUCGUAUUUUAUCGACGAAUGUCGACGCUACCUGGACCUACAACAUUCCCAGUGUAGCAUCAGUUAAAAACAUUCCCUUCGACGAUAUUUUUGAUUCAAUUCGUUCGAUCACCUUAAAAACUUUCGCUACAGACAACAGCGCUUCGGUGCAAGCCACCUUAUACCUUAUGGCAAAACUUGCGUUGGAGAAACAUUCACAAAUCGAAACCGUUCAUUACGAAUUACCAAACAUUCAUUACUUUGAGUAUGACCUUGAAAGGUUUGACUUGAAAAAUAAACUCAAAGAUGCUAAUAUAUACACGCCUUUUGAUAAACCUAACGGGUUGAUUAUCGCGACGGUUUCAAGAACAAAAUCCAAGUUGUAA
This is a messenger RNA of Acaulospora morrowiae, 906 nucleotides long. The record is from the annotation of a GenBank genome assembly. Lineage: Eukaryota; Fungi; Glomeromycota; Glomeromycetes; Diversisporales; Acaulosporaceae.